ACACGGGCGUGAAGGAAUGAAGUAUCGCGAGCGCAGAGGCCCCGCCGAUCACGAGCUCAUCAGCAUCAUCACACUCAUCCCUCGCUGAACAGAUGCGCGCGUGUACGAGGACCGUGACGUGAUUGUUUUUACUCCUGUACCCUCAAUUACGUCUCACAAUAUAACGGAAUCUGAAAACACCACCCUUCUUUGCAAGUGUAUCGCUCACCGAAUGGGAAGCUGUUUAAUAGAUGCGAGUGGACUCUUGUAAAGGCAUCUGAUUCGUGGCAAACGCGCGAGAAGGGUUUUAAUAUUAAAGUUUGACUUAGGUGAUCCAAAAAAACUCCACUCUCCAUGGCAGAAAACAACUUCCCACCUCUUCCACGGUUCAUUCCUCUGAAGCCAUGCUUUUACCAAGACUUCAACGAGAUUCCAGACCAAUUCCGGACAAUGUGUAAACGGAUAUAUUACCUUUGGAUAUUAAACAGUGCCACCCUAGCCGUGAACCUGAUUGGCUGUCUGGCAUGGAUGUGCGGUGGGGGCGGGGCAACCAAUUUUGGAAUGUCUAUUCUGUGGCUAAUACUGUUCACCCCAUGCUCAUACGUGUGCUGGUUUAGGCCCAUCUACAAGGCCUUCAAGACAGACAGCUCUUUCAACUUUAUGGCAUUUUUCUUUGUAUUCAUGGCGCAGGUGGUGAUCAGUAUCAUUCAGGCAGUUGGCAUCCCAGGAUGGGGAGUGUGUGGCUGGCUGGCCACCAUCACAUUUUUCAGCACUAAUAUCGGCUCUGCUGUUGUUAUGCUGAUUCCCACCAUCAUGUUCACUGCUGUGGCUGUGUUCUCAUUCAUUGCCCUUACCAAGGUUCACAACUUCUACCGUGGGAGUGGGGGCAGCAUGAGCAAGGCUCAGGACGAAUGGACCACUGGUGCAUGGAAGAACCCUCAUGUCCAGCAGGCAGCACAGCAGGCAGCAAUGGGGGCUGCGCAGGGGGCCGUGCAGGGCCAACAGUACUCCACUGCCCCAACUUACAACUAUAAUGAGCCAAUGUAGUUCCUUUUCAACAACAAUGGGGUAACAGGGUAUUUGGGAGGGCAUAACAGAAGGAUAUAGUCAAUGACUGCUUGAAAUUAGGGGAAGGAGAUAUGCAAAACAUAUGCGACCAAUCGGAAUUCAAACAGGUUCUCACAAUUACAACAAUGCAUAAACUUUUAUUUAAGAAUGAGCGACAGUUUAAGGAGUUGCUCUUUGGUAUUUAGACCCCACCAUCAUUAGGAAAGUAUCAGCUUACCGUGAGGUAUUAAGGCAGAUUUAAUUCUUGGUUAUGUAUUGUUUUUCCACUUAUCAUAUUUUAAAACCUGGCUGAACUAGAGCACCAAUAAGGAAACAUUCCAAUGCUCACUGUGUUACUAUAGUAACUGGAUUCUCACUUGUUUUUCAGAUUCGUCUGUCUGGUAUUUGCAAGCGAGUUAUACUGUAUAUUUGAGUUGGCUUUUAGUAUUCAAGAACACAUUUUGACAAUUUAACAAACGCAUCUUUACUCUCACGUCUUACUAAUAGAUAUAUGUUUUAUGCACAGAGUGGAGAAUAAAAUCAGCACUCGAAAAUAAACUGACAUGCAAUUGAAAAAGUAUAACAAUUUUAAAGAUUGCAUCUUUCAAUUUUGAAAGUACAAAGGUCUUACAAAAGUUUAUUUUUAUUUUUUUGUUAAUUACCUCUUUCCAGGUUGUUUCUUUAAUUUAUGUUAAGAUACCAGGAAAGCUAUAUACGUUGUUUUUAGUUGUGUUUGGAUUAUGUUAAAAGUUUUUUUUUUUAAAUGUGCAAUUGCGUUGUUAACGUUGUUUUUGUUACCUCAGGAUACAAUUGUCAUUUUACUGUCAUUUAAGAAAAUCGAUUAGAUGAAAUAUUUGUACAUGUACAUGUUUUACCUUUGUACAUUAGUUCAAGUUAAAUGCUCUUGAAUAUAGAGUAAAUAUUUAACCUGUUCUUAGCCACUGAAUCUCAACACUGAAUUUACUGAAUCACUGAAAUCUUAACUGUUUUACGAAUGAUCACACUUUACUAAAUUUGGUAGUUUCUGUAAAUAUCAAAUUGUAUUCUCUGUAAAUGUAUCAAAUUCUCCACUGAACAAUGGGUGAAUACCCGCAAGUAAACCACACAUUUUGACUCAAGUGCAAUCUAAAUGGUAUCAUAUUAAUGGUUAAUUACUCUUAUUGUUUGAAUAUUUAAGGAAUUUCCUAGAAAUAUUUGCAGUCUGGUGCAAGUAACUGCUAUGUGAAAUUCCUGAAUUACAAAACUGUAGAGAUUAUUUAAUUAUUCCAGACUGAGGAAAUUGAUGUAUUUUUUUAUUUUAACAGUGUAAUGUAUAGCAAAGUGUUCUUCUAGAUUAACCGUUCAAAUUCAACAGAAUUUAAAGAUUUAUGGAAAUGAAUAUGGUCGAGUAUGGAAUUGGAUUACAGUUAUAUGUUCAGUUGUGCUUAUCCACAUUUAGAGAAAGAUGAAAUGGAUCAUAAUAAUAGUGUACAGUAUCUUGUUAUCUAUGUCUUUAUCAAGGCUUGUAAAAUACCUUCAAUCAUUUCAGGAACUGUGAAAUGUUCAAAAAGCCCAUGUGUGAUAUGUCUCAUGUAUGUUUGGGGAGGUUUUUGUAUUUUUUAUGUGAAGACCUCCCAGAUAGCACAACUAGGCCUAUAUAGUGUCUUAUGUGUAUAUCUCUAUAUAUAUAUAUAUAUAUAGUUUUUCAUCUGGAAAUCAUAACAUCUGCUAAACAUAUUAAAAUGUUCAGAUUUACGAACAUGCAACAUCAUAAACAUCUCAAAGACAUCUGCUGAAUGUCUUAGUGAUGCAUUGCAGAUGAGCAAACAACCGAAUAAAUACAUCUAGAUGUAAACACACAUCUUGUUGAUGUACGUGUGCUAUCUGGGCUGUCUUUGUUUCUUUUUCUAUAGUGUGAUGAAUUGCACACUUUUUGUGGGACUUGCUAAGACAGGACAUCUUGUUCAAAGCUUUGGAUGAAGUUUCGUCCCUAAAUAACAUCCAUAGUGCUCAGAACGCUCUCUAGUGAUAUGGAUGUAUGAAACUUUACCUUUAUUGUCAACUAGGAAAACAGAGACAAUACCAUUAUUGAUAUCUGUCGUAUAUUAUUCGAUGAGAGUAAAGAUUGCCUCAUCAGGUGUGAAUGUCAUAUUUCAGCUUCACCAGCAAAAGCUAAGGUCACUGUCCAUUGUCAAGGCCCAUAACCUUAUUUUGUGCCCUGAUGUUCUGUAUAUAUCCCAACAUGGUAUAAAGUAGGAAAAGUCUUGUUCAUACUGUAAAAUUAAGUAAGAUGCCAGUAAAGUAACGAAAACCGAUAGUUGUCUUUGUAUAGUGAGUUGUGUGUGGUGCUUGGUAAAUUUGUGAAUUGAACCAAACCAUGUGUCAUGUGCACAAAGGCACUCUGUUGGCCUAUGUAAGUGAGUGUUUAUGUGAAUUAUUUUGUCAAGUCUACAGUUGAAUGUAUUGAUUUGGAGAUAAGAACUGCAGUCCAGUCCAGGUUUUAUUUAGUGAAUUUCACUUGUUUUACACAAAGGCUAAUUUUGCCACAUUUCCCCACUAAGUUACUAUGUGUAGUAUAUUGUACUCUGUACUGUUUCCUGACCAAAUCAAGCAAGCUGACUUAAAGCUUAAAAGGGUAGUUCAGCCAAAAUGAAAAUUCUUACCCCAUUUACUCAACCUCAUGUUUUUCUUCAGUGCAAUAUAAAGGGAAAUUUUAGACAGAACCAAAUUGUUAGGUUUCAUUGUAUGGAGGGGAAAAAAAGUUGCAAUGAAAUUGAAUGGUGACUAAGACUGUAAGUACCUAACAUUCUGCUCAACAUCUACUUUUGUGUUCCAUAGAAGAAGGGAAAAAAGUCAUGCGAGUGAGUAAAUUAGUACAGAAUAAAAUGUAUUGGGUAAACUCUCAUUUUAAUAGAUGUGAAUUCUGAAAGGGGUUUUUGAAGUUUGAUAAAUUUUAUUUCAUUUUGUAUUACUUUUAUAUAUAUAAAUAUAUAUAUUGUCUCUCCCUGAUGAAUAGUA
This is a messenger RNA of Xyrauchen texanus (razorback sucker), 4023 nucleotides long. RefSeq names its product secretory carrier-associated membrane protein 5-like. Gene Ontology annotation, biological process: protein transport. NCBI's taxonomy places the organism in Eukaryota, Metazoa, Chordata, Actinopteri, Cypriniformes, Catostomidae. The record is from RefSeq and is a predicted model, not a curated record. Gene Ontology annotation, cellular component: recycling endosome membrane; trans-Golgi network membrane. The transcript has 7 exons. Bases 334 to 1026 code for a protein of 230 amino acids.